AACCGCCACUCGCCCUCGCCCUCGCACGUUGCACAACAUAGCCGUUCGCCACCGCCAGUAGUCGCGUCGGCGCGCCGCACCUUUUCAACGUUAUACCAGUAACCAUUCGGUCCGUACGUAAUAGCAGUAAGCCGUUGUUCAGUUGUUGUCGCGGUUGAGCGGUGUGGUACACGCGACGGGCGAGUAAAAUCACGAACAGAAUAACAUUGUCAUCGUUUUAUACUAUAAGAUAAUAUAUAGUAUUAUGAAAUAAUAAUAUUAAUUUAAUAUCGCUUGAAGACAAAUAAUUGAGACGACCAAAUAUUCCAUAAUAUUAUUAGGUAUUAUUGUUUCAUGGCCGAAGCUUCAGUGGCGACGGUGUUGUUGUUAUUGUAAAUUAUUAUGUUAUGAUCACCGUCGUCGAUUCAGUGGCGGCGCGUGGUGACUAGUGAGAUAACAGCGUACCUAUUGCGCAAUCCUACUCUCGGGGACAAAACGAUCAAACUCGACGUCUCUUCCAUAUUGUCCGAUAUUUAUAUAAAUACCUAUAAAUACGUCCAUUAAUGGCUGCACUACUCGAGCGUAACCGCUUUGACGGUGACCGCGGCGGCAGUUGUGACCGCGGUGGCGGGUUUUAUCGGCUGUUCGAAUCGCGCCCAUUCAGCGGAGGUGAUGACGACAGUCUUAUCGUAGUUGUUGUUAUUGCUGCUUCUACGGUUGUUGCGUCCACUACGGCGAUGGUUCGCAGCGAGACGCGUCAGUGAUCGCGACUCAAAUAUUCUAUGGACAGCGACGACCACCAAUUACAAAAACAACAUCAGCGGCGGCGGAGGUCGACAACGGCCGUCCUGCUACAACAGCCAGGCGUAAGGUGGCGCGCGGUGCAACCAGCGAGGAGGAGUUGCUCGGCCGUAACCGAAAGGGACGUGAUGAUGGUGACCGCUGGCGCGUGGCAGCCGUCCCGGCAACAUUCAGUCACUGCCAAGAGAUCGUCCAGAGUUUACAGAGAAUUGUGUUCGGCAUGGAACUCGCGUGUGGGCUCUCAAAACACGAACGCACCGGCCCACAGAGUUCAAGCGCUGUUCAACGACCUAGGAUUGUACCUGACCUCGGCCCAAGUCGCUGAAAUGAUGCAGUGUGUGAUGAAAUGUGCCAAUAGAAGUUCGUCGGUGUACAUGACAUUUGGCGAAUUUUGCUUGUUAGCUAAGAAACUCAAAAACGGCUUGGAUAGAGGGAUACCAAGAUCUGUGCAGUUUUCACGGCUGUUAGAAAAAGAUCAAGAGAAACACAUCAGAGGAAUAAAAAAAAACUCGAGAAGUCUUAAUAACUACGACGUGUUUCUGGGCGGCUCCUGCAAUCCAACUACGUGGCGCAAGGACUUGGCCAUACCGUACCUGCAAGAUGCCGGUGUAUCAUUUUACAAUCCGCAAGUGGAUCAUUGGAGCCAAGAUCUAAUCGAAAUCGAACAUGCGGCCAAAGAGAGUGCGGCGAUACUGUUCUACGUGAUCGACAGCCAGACCAGGAACGUGGUCAGCGACAUAGAGACAGCCAAUUUUGCCGCUAACCACAAGAACUUGGUGCUGGUCAUUCAUCCACAAGACGCAGUUGCCGGGUCGGUGAUUGCCGGCGAGCCCAUCUCUUACCGUGAAGCAGAGGACAUUCGUGAUGCCCUGACGAUGCUGCACAAGAUCGCUGCUAACCAAGGAACGCUGGUAUUUGAUAACAUACCGGAAGCAUUGAACAAUGUCAUUCAGAUUCUGAAAGACAAAAACCGUCAAAUCAACGAUACCAGCGAAGACGACACUACGUAUCGCAAGAUCCGUGAUGCAUUUAACAAAUUCAACGUCGAUACGCCGGGGGAGAUUAACAUUUCCCAUGUGACAAGGGCUAUCCGACUGUUGGCCAAUCAGAAUCUGUCUGAAAACGAUGUGCUAAAUUUGACAUCCGAACACCGUGAUACCAAAGAUGUUGAAAGUAACCACCAAGUUUAUUUUACGUUCAACCAGUUUUACGCUAUUGUUUCUAAAUUUCUACAGUUACCAGACAAAAAUAAUCACAGGAAUGGAUUCGACAUCAGUGAUGGGCACUCGUAUCGUUUAAAUGUAGGCAGACCGUUUUACUUGUCACAGGAGAGUGUUGAAACAACAAGAUCUUCAAAGACGACCGAUAUUUAUCUAGCUGGAGAAAGCGGUGAUGAUAUUCGGUGGAGAGAAGACAUCGCCAUUCCCAUGAUCAAAAAAUCUAAUUUAACAUAUUAUGCAGCAUCCAAAACAGAUCUACCAGUAUUAAUAGAUGCGCGUACUUUAUUAUUUGUAAUUCCAAACAAUUCAAGAUCUUUGGCAACCAUGACACUAGCAGCAUAUUGUAUAGCUAAAAGGUACAAAAUGGUGUUAUGUAUACAGAAUCUCAGUAAAGAUAAUUGCACAAUUCGUGGUGAAAAGUUAACACAAACGGCAAUCAACGACUAUAACCGCGGACGGAUUUAUCUAGCGGAUUUGGCAUCACGAGAACGAGUGCCUGUGUUUGAAUCAAUCAAUGAAGCUGUUGAAAUCGCAGUGCAAAGAAGCUUAUAGCAUAAUAUAAUCUAUUCUAUAAAUUAUAUUGCACAUAGAAAAUAAUGACCAUUUAAUUAUUUUGAAUUACAUGAAAACUAACAGAAGUGCACGAGCAAAAAUGUUUUUUUUUUUUUUUUUAUCUAUAGAAACUAUUUUAACUUAUAAGUACCAUUUUUUUUUGAAUUUUAU
Rhopalosiphum maidis (corn leaf aphid) is the source of this 2723-nucleotide messenger RNA. RefSeq lists its product as uncharacterized. Lineage: Eukaryota; Metazoa; Arthropoda; Insecta; Hemiptera; Aphididae. The transcript is spliced from 15 exons. Bases 762 to 2552 code for a protein of 596 amino acids. The record is from RefSeq and is a predicted model, not a curated record. Gene Ontology annotation, cellular component: plasma membrane.